This is a messenger RNA of Peniophora sp. CBMAI 1063, 6537 nucleotides long. The record is from the annotation of a GenBank genome assembly. NCBI's taxonomy places the organism in Eukaryota, Fungi, Basidiomycota, Agaricomycetes, Russulales, Peniophoraceae.
AUGGCCCGUAUCGACACGAGCGUAUCUUCUUCAAGCGUGAGGACGAGCCCCGCAUCGCCGAUAAACAGGCGUGCAGAAGUCGAUAGCGACUCGCGUUAUUUCUUUGACUUGAGUCUAUUCGAAGCAGCGACACUCACAGUCGAAUCCUUGCCAACCUCCGUACAACAACUGGAGGAGCAUCUUGACGCAUCAACUGUAUCGUCUAUCGUGUUGCGCUCAACGACACUGUAUGGCGCGCUGGAAUAUAUCCUGUCCGCGACUUCCGAACCGUCCUGCGUCCUUAUCUCACAAUGGCUCCUCGGCCAUUUCCCGACCUCGCUCUCUGAAUUCUUCGAGCCCACCCUCGCAGCCCGGUGUUUGGCGCGCCUCGCGAUGUCUUUAGGGUCGUCUGAUGUUGCCUCCAUCAUCGAUUCGAAUGCCGCUGCCACCAUCUCUUCAACAUUCAUCUUGGCCAGUGCAGUAUUGCGGACCCUUGUCGGCAUGUUCGACGAAAAUACGUUCGCAGACGCCGAUGGUUCAGCCACCCGAGGCAUCAAGCAGCGCCGGAAAUCGAAGGCAUCGUCACGUGUUUCAGUUACCAUCGACGACAAACCUUUCAAAGAUUACGGAGCGCAAAUCCCUGCGUCUCGUGAAGAAGCGCUUGCCCUGGUAGAGAGCAUCUUGCAGAGCCAGCGCCUGGCGCUUCAGGAGUUGCUCAGCCUCACCCGCCGGCCGGAAUUGAAGGAUAAGCUCCGCGACGACUUCCUGAUACAUGGCCCGAACUCCGAUGGCAUCAGUGGUAUUGGCUCGAUGGCGGCGUCUGGCGUGGCCUCCAAUGAAUCCUUGGACUUCGAGGAUCUUCACGCUUAUCUGACUUACCCGAGCCCCAAUGGCUUUGGGCGGUGGCGGAUUCUUCUUGCGGGCAGGGCGGCUCGGGAUAUCGACAACCUGCGCAAAAGUGGUAGCGGCCUUUACGACGUCGUCAUACAAAAACUGAGGGAACUCUCCUGGGGUCAGUUCUCGCUGGCGAACCACAAGAAGAUCUCGCAUAACAGCCCUGUGCCUAUCUUCGAAGUCAGGUUGCCUAGCAAUCCGCGCUUGAUAUAUCAAAUCGAUUGCGUGCGCGAGACCAAGAACGAUACCCCUCGACAAGUUUUGCUCGUGUAUGGGUUAUACGACCACAAGGGCGUGUCUCGUACCCCCUGGGAUAAGUACGGCAAACAGCAGGCUCGCCGUGGGCCUGCAUAUGUCAGCGCUUGCCGUCACCGGAGUCAGCCACGUGUUCCAGGCAGUGACGUCUUCGAGCCAGCCGAAUUCCCCAAUAUGACUACGUCGCUGGAUAUGGUCCAUUCGCUUCCUGAUGUCGACGAAGGUGAACCAGACACUACGCUGUCCAAGGCAGAAGCACGAGAGCUUCAUUCCCUUCUUGUGCUUGGACGCCAUGCCAUCCUAUCCCAGAACUUCCUCGAGAGCCUCAAGCAGAACGACGACAUAGCGCAGAUCCACCAGUUGUCUGAUCGUGAGCGAGACGUUGUGGAACAUGGGACCUCGUGCUUUGUGAUCGGUCGCAGUGGGACGGGCAAAACAACGACGAUUCUAUUCAAGAUCUUUGGCAUUGAGCGCGCUUGGGAGCACCUCUCGCACGCACGCUCGCUACGGCCGCGACAGCUUUUCAUCACCAAGUCAAGUCUGUUGGCGAAGAAGGUCGAACAGGAGUUCAUAUCGUUCAUCAAGUAUGAUACUAUGGCCGAGCACGCCCCUCAUCACUUCAUUCAACGGGUUGCGCGCGCCGAGGAUCUCGAUACCGACGCCCUCUUCACCAAUGAGGAUCUUGGUGAAUGGCGGAAAGGCCUCCCUCUUCGCUAUAGCGAGCUCACAGACGAACACUUUCCUCUCUUUCUCACCUAUGAUGAGCUAUGCACAAUGCUUGAGAACGAUUUCAAGGCUGAGGACGACCUUCGCGAAGCGAAGAGCGCGCCUUGGAACAGCUACCCGCGCUACGACUCGGACGAUAUCGUCGAUUUCGAUGUAUUCACGGAGCAUUAUUGGAGUCGACUCCCGACUGAGCUUACUCGGCAGACGGUACCUUCCGUCGCAUACGGCGAGUUUGUCGGGGUUUGCGAGGGUUCGGAGGAGACGCUGAGUGCUCCCCACAACCGCCUCAGUCGCGGCCAGUACGAGGAGCGUCGCGUGCAGCACAUCGACUACGCGCAUUUUGAGGCAUACUUGCACAUCAAGGCUCAAAGACAUGAACGCGACGCUGCUGAUAGGGCCCACGAUCUCCUGCGGCGACUCGAAUCUGGGACUUUCCCUGGCCGUCGUAUUGACUUUCUCUAUGUUGAUGAGGUGCAAGACAACAUCCUUGUCGAGAUCUCGCUGUUGCGCCGGAUCUGCCGAAACCCGAAUGGCCUCUUCUGGGCUGGUGAUACUGCGCAGACGAUAUCGCACGGGAGUGCCUUCCGCUUUGCCGAUCUUACAGCGUUUCUCUAUCGGUUCGAGCAAAACCUUAUCGGACUGGGUUCACAGCCGACCAAGCCCGCCUUCUUCCAGCUGGCCAUCAACUACCGCUCUCCGGGCGGUGUUGUAGACUGCGCGCGCUCUGUUGUCGAUCUGCUCAAGCUCUUCCCUCGUGCCGUCGACAAUCUCGAUCGCGAGGCAGGCAUCAUACAGGGCCUACGUCCUCUGUUCAUCGGGCGGGAUGCGGCCACCGUUGCACAAGAGUUCUUCCGAAUUGGCCCAGAUGGAAGAGCAGAAGUCGUCUUAGGACAUAAUCAAUGCAUCUUGGUUCGAGAUGAGGCUGCGCGUGCUCGCUUGAAGAAAGACUUGAACCUUGUUGGCGUCGGCAUCAUAUUGACCAUAUACGACAGCAAAGGUCUUGAGUUUGACGACAUUCUCCUGUACGACUUCUUCGCGGAUUCAGCAGUUGACGUCCGUCUCUGGCGACAUCUCUUUGAAGCAUGUGGUGACAUAUCUGGUCCGGAGGUCAAGCGCUACGACAUCGAAGACCGUCGCCACUCUCCUCUUGCCGCCGAACUGAAACAUCUGUAUGUUGCCGUCACGCGCACUCGCCGUAACCUAUGGAUACUAGAGACGUCAAAUGAUCACUGUGAGCCAAUGAAGGAUUAUUGGUCCAAGCGUGGUUUGGUUGAAGAUGCUAGCGCCGAGGUGACACUUGCCGGAUUCUCCGAGAUCUCGGCGGCUAAGGAUUGGGCGCGUACGGCCGGUCGUCUAUUCACACGGCGUAACUACGAAGAGGCCGCUUUGGCCUUCGAGCGCGCCGGUGAUGAGCGACGCGCCCGUUUAUCCGAGGCGUUUCUGGCCAAGAAGUCUGCCGGCAGUAAUCCUGGUGGAAGACGUCGCCGUGAAGCGUACGAAGCUGCAGCAUCAAGACUGCUCGUCUGUGCUGCCGAGGCGUCUAUAGAGAACGAGAUCAAGGGCAUCUUUGGAGCUGUCGCGGACUGCUACGUCGAGCUCAACGACCAUGAGCGUGCUGCAGGCGCUUUCGAGCAGGCGCAUCUUUGGUCAAAGGCGGCUGACCACUACUUCAAGGCCAAGGCACUGGACAAGGCUGUCGCCCUUGUCAAGGAGGAUAAAGCGCGCAUGCGAGCGGAAAUUGAUGGCAGGGUGAGGAAUAAGAUCGUAGAGACGGCAAAGUGUGCAUACCUGGAGAGCCUUCGCAUUCAGGAAGCUCGUGAGCUAUUCGAUGCCAAGGACGAAGAGGACCUCGAGGAGUUCGUUGAAUCACACGAUUUCAUCGACGCGCAAGUGCAACUACUCGAAGACCGCCUUGAAGUGGCAGCAGCGGCGCGUUUGCUUUACGAUGAAGGGCAGGCCAUUCGUGCUCUCGAGAAGCUGGUGCUUCAUGGAGAACAGAAGGAGUGUGUAUCUGCCGCGCUUGAUCUUGGGUUCCGACUUCUGCGUGCUCAGCUAUCUCUCGGCACACAUACCUUACCGCCGACAUCUACCGAUGAGGGGAGCGCCGUCGCCGAACUUCUCUCUAAACUUCCUAUCGAGUCAUUGGAUCAGAAUCAGCGGCGAGAGCUUGCGCUUUAUCAAGAUGUGAAACGCCAGGAUUGGGCGGCUCUCAAACGCGGCGGCAUACUCGCAUUCGUACGACCGGGAGGAGCACCAUUCGGCUUGCUAUGCUUUGACAAGUACUUCAGCGACAUGUCACACGUCGGCGUAGAUGACCCAGCAUCACUCCUGACUUUUGUCGACCUGUUCGGUCGAUAUGUGAGGCAGAUGCGAGAAGUCAUCAUGUACACUACACUCGACAAUCUCCAGCUACUCGGCAUUCACCGCUUGGACGACGACCACAUAGAGCUUUUCCCAGGGACAAUCGCAGGAAGUGCUUACUUGCGGAGACAUGGCCCAGACACAUCUCUGCGUAUUCGUCAUACCGCCGUCAUUGGGCUUAUCCGCUCUCAGCUAUCGAUCUACCUCAAACAGAAGAUCCACGACCAGCUCGCGAAGAUUCAGACCGCCGCACAGAUCUUCAAUGCCUGCACGACUCUGUCGCGAACUGGAAUAUGUCGGAAGGUCCACACCGUCUCUGUCGCGCAUGAUCUGGAUGAGCAUUGGUACAACAAGCGCAUCCAGUUCCAUCUACAGCAGAUCGAGAUUCUGCACAUCGUCCAUCAGAUACCGCACGCGGAAGACUUCCGCGCCCGUAUCGUCCAGCAGAUGACAUGGCUCGCACGAUUGGAGAACAGUCUGAAUCCUCUCAUCUUUCUGAACGGAUCUCAGUCAGUAUUCGAUCCGUCGGCUGUCACCGUCGCCGAACAUAUUAUGCCCAUCGUGAAACAAUGGUGUCUGGAUGUUCUCUACCACCUCGACCCCACCGACACAAGUCAUCAGCAUCCUUUCCUCAACAUGUUCCUCAUUGCCGCAAAACUUGGCAUGCGCAUCGACGUGGUAGACAAGAGCCAUAUUAUGGAACGCCAGCUCGCCACCGUACCCUGCAUCACGGAUCGACGGAAGACAUAUUCACGGCUCAUAUACCGCGAACCGAAGGGGACACGUUUCUACGUACUCCCAUAUGUUGCGAACUACCUGCGUGGGUUCGGUAACGUUAAACAAGGUGUGGAGUUCCUGAACACGAUCGUCGAACGCGAGUUACCCGUCGACUUCGGCACUCUUUGCGACUUUGCGGACCGUCUCACAGGGGUCUUCAUCUUGACACGGACUUAUCAGAGAACCCGGUCUGUUCACGAAGUGACUCUUCCGCGUAGUUGGGCUGUCGAGCUCUGGUCGGAAUUCUAUUGUUAUAGAGAGCACAACACUGCUCAUCCCGCUCGCCUCGUGGACAUCCUGGGUCGCCUUCUGGUCAAAGUCCAUGGCGACGUCUUGUAUCAACGGCCAAAGGCCUACCUUGACCUUCCACGCGACGCCGCUCGUGACGCGUGUAUGAGCAGAAUUUGCCGUGAUCUGAUCUUGGUCGGGUACAACAUUGCUGGACCAGAUCUUCGCGACAACAUAGUGCGCGUCAUCAAGUCAUUCAAGAAAAACGAAGUCACAACGCUUCCGCUGAGCAGGCCAUAUCUACUAUCCGACAAUUGGACUGAUCUCGCCAUGGCUGCGAUCCAUUCGUGUGGACGCCACAUCUCCGACAACAUGAUCCAGUUAUGCUUCAGUGGCUCACCGAGGCGACCUCCUCUUGCAUCUUCGGACAUUGAACAGGUCUUUUUCCAAGGCAUGGCGGAUAUACCCGUCGUUCUUGGCUUUGGAGAGGACCUUGCACCAACGGAUGGUGAACAAGGAGAAGGUGUACACAGAGAAGCAGUCGUACAAGCGUCGUCAGUCAUCGAACACGACUCGGUGGCAUCCGACGUCGUCGUAUCAAGUGAACCCCAAACGGCUGACAACUCUUUCGUUUCCACUGUACAAGAGGGCGCCGAUGAGGCUUCUCGUGACGUGGAGGAUGAGGGCGAGCUUCCGCAGGUUCCGAGCGAGUAUCAAGAGGAGCAGGGUCCGAAGCUUCACGCAGUCCGCAUCAUCCAGGAGGCUUGGCAUUGGCGGCGUCCACCCCAGGGCACUUUGUCCGCUGCAUUGCACCGUCGGAUUCGUGAACACCGUGCGCGCGCCUCGAGCUUGAGCCUUACACCAACAUAUCGUGCCGUGUUCAUCGUGCAUCUGCCGCGUCUUCUGCUUAGCGUCGAACACAUCCUCGUCCGGUCUCAGGAGGAGCGCAACAGUUGCAAACGUCAGAGGUUGCGCGCGGCGAGGGUUCAAGACCUUGACUUGCAGUUAGAGUUGUCGUCUCGGACGAAGGAGCUUCAUUCUGUGGAGCGUGCCGCCGCGGCCUUGAAUUCGGCACUGCGCCCCGAGUCAAACCUUCAUAGCCGGGCUGGAACUGCGCUAUCGGAAGUUCGGAAGUGCGUGCACGAGCUGCAGCGACUUGUGGUUAUGGUUCCACUUGAUAACUCUUUGAAUGAGGUAUUCCAGCUGGCUCUGCGGGGUAUCGAGCAUGCUGGCACGCGCAACUACAGAGGCACCCAUGCUAGACCGGGAGAGCCUGGGGUUGCCACGAAGCCCGUUCUGAAUACGAAAGACCUGUAG